AUGCUGUCGGGGAUCCUAGUCUUCAAUCAGAAGGGUGAGAACCUCAUCUUCCGCGCCUUCCGGAGUGACUGUCGCCCACGCCUUGCCGACAUCUUUCGCAUCCAGGUCAUCGCCAACCCGCAGGUCCGCUCCCCGAUCUUGACCCUGGGCUCGACUACCUUCAGCCAUGUCAAGCACGAGAAUAUCUACCUGGUCGCCGUGACCAAGAGCAAUGCCAAUGCUGCGCUUGUGUUUGAGUUCCUCUACAGGCUGAUCGUGCUGGGGAGGAGUUACUUUGGAAAGUUCGAUGAGGAGGCUGUGAAGAAUAACUUUGUGUUGAUUUACGAACUGCUUGAUGAAAUCCUCGACUUCGGGUACCCCCAAAAUACCGAAACGGACACCUUGAAGAUGUACAUCACGACCGAGGGGGUCAAGUCCGCCAUUGCCAACUCGCCCACAGACUCUAGUCGAAUCACUCAGCAAGCGACGGGCGCGCUCUCUUGGCGCCGCUCAGACAUCAAAUACCGCAAGAACGAAGCCUUUGUCGACGUGAUCGAAGACGUCAACCUCCUGAUGUCGGCAACCGGCACCGUCCUGCGCGCCGAUGUGAACGGGCAGAUUGUCAUGCGGGCAUAUCUUACGGGCACUCCGGAGUGCAAAUUCGGUCUCAACGACAGGCUCCUCUUGGAUUCUGGUGGUUCCUCUAGUGCGAACGGAGGUCGAGGUGGCGGGGGCAUUUCUGGGAACAACAAGGCUACACGAGCAGCUGCCGGUUCGGUCACGCUGGAGGACUGCCAAUUCCACCAGUGCGUGAAAUUGGGCCGAUUCGACGCUGACCGUAUCAUCUCGUUCGUGCCGCCGGACGGCGAGUUCGAGUUGAUGCGUUACCGCGCGACGGAAAACGUCAACCUGCCCUUCAAGGUGCACCCAAUCGUGCGUGAGAUUGGUACGACAAAGGUUGAGUACAGCGUGGCGAUCAAGGCCAACUACAGUUCGAAGCUGUUUGCGACGAAUGUCGUUGUUCGUAUUCCGACGCCGCUCAACACUGCAAAGACCACCGAGCGCACGAGUCAAGGCCGCGCCAAGUAUGAGCCUGAGCAGAACAAUAUCGUGUGGAAGAUCCCGCGAUUCUCGGGCCAGAGCGAGUAUGUCCUCAACGCCGAGGCGACUCUUACUUCAAUGACCCACCAGAAGGCCUGGAGUCGGCCGCCGCUUAGCCUUUCGUUUAGCAUUCUCAUGUUUACCUCUUCUGGUUUGCUUGUGCGGUACUUGAAGGUCUUUGAGAAGAGCAAUUACAGUUCCGUCAAGUGGGUGCGCUACAUGACUCGCGCGGGAAGCUACGAGAUCCGAUUCUAA
Messenger RNA from Penicillium cataractarum, 1335 nucleotides. Its product is annotated as AP-2 complex subunit mu. The transcript has 3 exons. Gene Ontology annotation, cellular component: AP-2 adaptor complex; cytoplasmic vesicle. Gene Ontology annotation, molecular function: clathrin-cargo adaptor activity. Gene Ontology annotation, biological process: intracellular protein transport; clathrin-dependent endocytosis. NCBI's taxonomy places the organism in Eukaryota, Fungi, Ascomycota, Eurotiomycetes, Eurotiales, Aspergillaceae. The record is from RefSeq and is a predicted model, not a curated record. Bases 1 to 1335 code for a protein of 444 amino acids.